CUUAAGGUUAGGAUCCUCCUGCGCCAGUACAGUGCAUGAACGAGACUCAUCGUGUUUAUAUGAAUCCGUUACCAUGACAGCGGAUUUGAAUCAGCGAGACCGGAGUGUGUAAAUACGUGGCAAUAUAUUUGCCGAAUUUGUUAUUUUGUAUAGAAUAUUUUAUGGAACUUAAUGAAAUGAUGGAAGCGCCGAAAUCCGACGUUCAAAUUAUUUUGAGCAUAAAAGAAGGGAAGGGUUUUGAACAAGUUUUACAACCUACAUUAUUGAUUGCUACUUUAAACGGGCACUGCUUAGAAACUGACAGAAUCGAGUCGUGUCCGACUCCGCAAUAUGCCACUGACUUGGUUUGGGAGACCAAUAAAAUAGUCCUGAGAAGAAUGCGAUCAGAGCAAGCCUCAUUAAAAUUAGAAUGCUUUGCUUUUAAAGAGAACGAGGGUAGAGAGAAAAUCGGAUAUGUUCUGCUGAACAUACGUUCUGCGCAAGUAAUAUCUAAAUGUGGUGAUCUGAGUCCGAAGGCAAGUUGGCACAAAAUACUGGGAUUACGAAGUGACCUUAAAAUACAAAAGCCUGAAUUACUUCUUGUAUUAACAGUCGAAGAUCGAAAGGACAUCAAUUUAAAUUCAGCAGCGGAGCUAAGAAAUUUAAUGAUAGACAAAGACGUUGUUUUGGAAAAUGAUAAAAUAAUCCCUUACUUGCAUCCUGAUGAACAACUGAUUCAGUUAGGACCUCCAGAUACCUGUUGUGAAUUAUUCAUAUUAAAUAUCACGGCCAUGUGUAUAGAAAAUUUGCAUUUACUGUUACUUGAACAUCUGAACAAACAUAGCAUUGUACAUUUCUCGUAUCGAGUUCUGGAAAACGAUGUAGAACUUAAACCGUUCAAGACAGAGCCCGGAAAAUCUCAUUUCGUCCCUGAAAAAGUGACAGUGAGAAUACGAAGCUCCUUGAGUGUCUUAAAGCAAUACCUACAAUUGAAGCCGUAUUUGUUAAUAUACUUGAAGCAUGAAAAUAGUAUAAUAGCCGAAUCGUCAGUCAAUCUGCAAUCUCUAGUACCCGCGGAUAGUCUGCAAGAAUUUGUCAAAUGUGCCGCAAAUGCGAGCACUACUUUACACGAGCAAUGUUUUUUAAUUAAGCAAGAUUCGAAGAUGGAAAAACUCGUUGAAAACCAUCAGAAAUCUUAUCUUGAUUUGCAACUUAAAUUGCAAUAUAUCGAAAGUAAAACAAAUGUUUUCUUCGAUUCUGAUACAAUAAAUUCUAAAAAUCGCAUAUCUAACGCUCAACUGAAUCGUAAUGAAGAAAGUAUAAAUAGUAUCGACCAGAGACGCCCAGAGGUCGAGUCUCACAGAAAUCCUAGUGGCGACUUUGGAAAGUCCAGUUUCAGGAAUGUUCCUAGCGAAGCAAAAUGUACAACAGAAUAUAAAAAUAUAAAUAAACAGUCCGCUGAAUGCCAAUGCUUGAAACGUCAAACGGAUAGAGUUACAUGUUCGCGCUCGUGCGAUGGAAUGCUUUACAAUUCUGUUAAUAAAAAUCACACCAAAGAUGCAGGACCUUAUCACUGCUAUUGUCUACGCAUCUCGCUUGUGGCGAUAACAUUGGUAUCUGAAACGCUGUCUGGACGAGGAAUUGAAUUUCGAUUUCAUCAUCCAAAAACUGAGGUCAUGUCAACGGCGCACGCGAGAAUGCCAGUCUUAUCGAACGAGAAGAUCAAAUUGCAAGAUGUCGUAUGUCAAUUUCAUUUUAUAUCCGCACCAGAUGAAAUAGAACAAUUACUACAAUCUUUUCCACCGAAAAUCAGCAUAUAUGACACGAAGGAGGGUGAUGAAUUGUCACUGUUAGUGCUUGAUGUAAAACCGUUAUUUUAUCAAGAAAAGUCCGAAUGUCAGUAUAAAUUAUCUAUGUUUGAUACGCACCGAAAUAAAAUUGCUGAUAUGGACGUUGUACUCAAGUUAGAAGAUCGUGGACCGCAUUGCAUAUUAAAGAAACAAACUAUCGAUAAAAAUCUUGGCCCACCGAUAUUGGACGACAGUUUAGCGUAUAAAAUAGUGGACGAGCUCGAAACUUGGAAGGAGCGACAAAAGGCAAUGUUUAAAGCAGAGCUCAAAAGAAAGGAAGAACGACAUUUGAAUAUGCUGAGCGAGGAAUGGCGAAUGCAGAAGGAAAAUCUGGAGUCAAAGCUCGCGUACAGCGUCGAACAAUGUAAGACGUUGGCCAACAGUUUAAACAACGCUACUGACGAUUUGAGAAAGCGCAGAUUAAAGAGUCUGGAAAACGAGACCAGACUGAUCAAAGCAAACGAGGAGUUGCAGUGGAGAUAUGAAACCAAGUUACAAGAGCUUAAGGAUUUAUUGCAUGCGACGCAAAGCGAUCUUACGUCAAAGGUGACUAAACUUGAGGAGAAGAAACUUGCUCUAGAGGCGCAAGUGGAAAUAUUAUCGUACGAGAAUGAGAACCUGAAAUCGUCGAUAAGUAAGCAGAUGGACGAACUGCAAAUAUAUCAAAAGGGAUCAUUAACGCAGGAUCAAACAGCAUCCUUAUUGCAAGAGGUAAAAAUUCUCGAGGAAAAAUUAGACAAUGCUCAAAAGGGGAAAGAAUUUUUUAGAGGGCAAUGGAGCAAAGCGGUUCGCGAAUUGCACAGGAUGAAAGUGGAUUAUCAACAAGCUAUGGAAGUUCAAAUAAAGAACAACAGGGAGGAACUGAUGAGCGCGGACCUCGCAGAAAUUUUGUCCGCAGACAGAAAAGCUUUGAACAACGAUCAAAUGUUGCUGGGCGAGCUUCAAAAGGAAAUCGAUGUGAUCAAGCCAAAACAAUCCUUCGCACCGAAAGAAACCUACAAUCAGAUAUUUACGACAGCCGACGACGUCUGUUACAACGUUCCCUGUAAUGGUAAUAAAAUAAAUGAUGAUAAAUCAGAGGAAUACAACGAACGGUUGCAGGCGCUGAAGGAGGAACGUGAGUCCCUUUUACGGACCGGAAAUUACACGGCCGAUGACGUAGUGAUCAAAAAACUUAACGCAGAGAUUCGGUCCUUACUGGUAAGCAGGUAGCGAAUUUAUUUCUUGCUUGGCUUUCUCUGAUUAACAUUAAAUCUUCAUAUAUGAAGAGAAAACACAUGCAAUCUCGGAAUAAAAAUCUGUGACAUGUUGCAAGACAAUUUUUAUACAUUUGUACACAAAUAAACAUUUUAUAUUGAAAA
This is a messenger RNA of Wasmannia auropunctata (little fire ant), 3190 nucleotides long. It is a transcript of the gene rha, whose product is annotated as centrosomal protein of 120 kDa-like. The transcript is spliced from 11 exons. Gene Ontology annotation, cellular component: centriole; centrosome. The record is from RefSeq and is a predicted model, not a curated record. Gene Ontology annotation, biological process: centrosome cycle; positive regulation of centriole elongation; interkinetic nuclear migration. The coding region runs from base 162 to 3041 and encodes 959 amino acids. Lineage: Eukaryota; Metazoa; Arthropoda; Insecta; Hymenoptera; Formicidae.